AUGUCUCUCCCCCUCUCUUAUCCCGGCCUUAAAUGCGUUCUGGAGAACUUGGAGGCAGUUAAACGUGCACAUAUUGUUGUCCGUUCUCCAGGCCUUCAAAUAGUAGAUAAAUUGAUUUCACUUCGUUUGAAGGAUUUCUUAAUUCACAGAAACGAAUUAAAUAUUAACAACUUAAUGAUUAUAUGUGAUAAAAACGAAAUGGAGACUAAGAAAGCUACAGGAACAACUUUUGUGAUUUCAACAGAUGACAAAGAUUUCAUCAGUGAGAAGUUACGUGAGUUUGAACAAGCGUUUGGUGAAUACAGAAGUAAUUUGUAUGGCGUUAAUGAAAGGUUUAUUUUCGGAUUGUCAAAGUUCUCCAUCCCAAUCAACAUCGACUCCAAAAUACAAGUGUAUGCAAUCGAGGAUCCAGAAGAAGAUUUUCCCUAUAAAAUAAUUGUGAAACCAGUGUCAGCAGUUUUGGCAUUAUGA
Caenorhabditis remanei is the source of this 471-nucleotide messenger RNA. RefSeq lists its product as uncharacterized. Bases 1 to 471 code for a protein of 156 amino acids. The transcript has 4 exons. The record is from RefSeq and is a predicted model, not a curated record. Lineage: Eukaryota; Metazoa; Nematoda; Chromadorea; Rhabditida; Rhabditidae.